AUGGAAGAAAAAGAAAAAAGAGCAGACGCCAGGAGAGAAAGAGUGAAAAUAUUUAGCAGUGCAAAAAGCAACAUAAAAAAGAGGAUUAUUCUGUCUGUGCUGCUUGCGCUUGGAUUUCUUGCCAUAAUAUCGCUGGGCAAGUCCGUUUUAAUAGGAUUUAUAAUUGUUCUGAGUAUUCUCGUGUUCUCAGAGAUCCUCAGAGUGCUUCUAAGAAUAAAAAGAAGAAAAGCGCCAGGACAGACUAGCGCUACUAGACAGGCCAGAAAUGGCAAAAAUAUUAAAAUGAAUGGUAGAAAAAGUAAUAAAAGCAAAAGCAAAAGCAGAAAUAGUCAGAAAAUAAACAGCAAUGAACAGAUAGCAAAUGAGGACAGAAAAAACGAUCUUAAGAUAGAAAAUAAUGAAGAGAUGAGCAACAGAAGACUUGAUGAUAAAAAGAGCAGUUGUAGCACUGAUAAUGUGUGUAGCAAUCUUAGAACAGGCGAUAGUAAGACAAGUAAUAGCGACAGUGAGCCUGUAAAGGGCAACAUACUUCCCGUCUCUUUCUUUUGGUGCUGUUUCUGUUGCAUUUCUUUCCUCAAGUACGGGAGGCUGCUGUUUCCAAGCAGAGCGCUUCUAAUCAACAAAAUCUUCAUACCCGUGCAGUUUAUUUGGAUCUGGUGGUUUAUCAUUCUCCUCAGGGGGCGAUCCUACAGGAUGAAAAUAUUUUAUCUUUCAAUAGUUGUUGUCUCGAUAGUAGGCCUGCUGGAGUGCACACAGUCUGCCAUCAAUAACGUAAAUAGAGGAAUAUACUGGUUUGUCUUUCCUUGUGUUCUAGUUGGCGUAAACGACACAUUUGCAUACUUAGUAGGGAAGACGCUAGGGCACACACAGCUAAUCCAGCUGAGCCCCAACAAAACAGUAGAAGGAUUCCUGGGUGGCGGCAUUUUUACCGUUAUUUUGUCAUUUCCCAUAUCAAAAAUCAUCAGAAUGGCGGUGAGUGAAGAUGUAAAAACAUCGAAUAUUGAAACAGCAGUAUUUGGAAUGAUCGCAUCCAUCAUAGCCCCAGUGGGAGGAAUAAUAGCGAGCGGAUACAAGAGAGCCUUCAAGGCGAAACACUUCAGCACACUGCUUCCCGGCCAUGGGGGAGUAUCGGACAGAAUAGACUGCCAGUUAAUCAUGCAGUUGGCAAUUGAUUUGUACCUGAUAGGAGCAGUACGAAAAAGAACAGUAACAGGGUUUGUGGUGGAAAUAGAGUCGCAUCUGACACGAAAGGAAACCUUGGACCUCGCAAAUCUACUAAUAGAGAACUGUAAAAACACAAAAAUAAAUGAAAUAUUUUAG
Nematocida minor is the source of this 1320-nucleotide messenger RNA. RefSeq names its product phosphatidate cytidylyltransferase. Bases 1 to 1320 code for a protein of 439 amino acids. The record is from RefSeq and is a predicted model, not a curated record. Gene Ontology annotation, molecular function: phosphatidate cytidylyltransferase activity. Gene Ontology annotation, cellular component: endoplasmic reticulum membrane. The transcript has a single exon. Lineage: Eukaryota; Fungi; Microsporidia.